GUGGGAGAAAUAGGGAGAACUUGCCAAACAGACAUGGAUGGAGAAAAAAAACCCCUGAAAGACACAAACAGAGGUGGAGGGGGCUGUGCUUGUUCUCUUCUCCUCUCCCUCCCUUUGGGUUUAAAAAAAUGACACAGCCCCUGGAGGAGAGGAGGGUCAGUCCUGUUUUUGUAGGCGCUGUGGACUGUACGGAUCAUUUCAGUCAGGACCCGACAGAACGUCGUCAUGAACGACAUCAAACUGGCUCUGCUGGGAAGCCAAGGGGCCGGGAAGUCAGCUGUCCUUGUCCGGUUCCUGACCAGGCGCUUCAUUGGUGAAUAUGCCUCAAAUACCAACUCGCUGUACCAUAAAAGGUUAUCAAUUGAUGGCAGACAACUGAACCUGGAGGUUUUUGACCCCUGCUCUCAGAGCUCGGAGACCCAGUCUAUACUCAAAGAGCCUGUGCAAUGGGCAGAUGGUUUUGUGGUGGUCUACAACAUUAGCGACUGUACCUCCUUCAUGAACGCCAAGAACAUCCUGGGGCAGAUACGGGAGGCACGCAUGGACAACUGCAAAGGGGAGUCAGAGGUGCCCAUCUGCCUAGUGGGUAACAAACAGGACCUGUGCCACGCCCGGCAGGUACGUGAAGACGAGGGCCGUUGCCUGGCACAGGAGAACCACUGUCACUUCCAGGAAGUCUCAGCAGCAGAGAGCUACCAGGACAUCGCCAAUCUCUUCACACAACUCAUCCGACAGGUGAUGGAGCACCUGAAGUAUCGUGCUGACAGACGUCGCUACAGCGGCUCCAAGUCUAUGGCUAAACUCAUCAACAAUGUUUUUGGCAAGAGGAGGAAGUCAGUGUGAGAGAUCUGUAAAAGCUCACUGCUAAACAGCUGGUCAUGUUCAUGGACCCAUAUGAAAGGGAACCAGUCAAGAGCUUAUAUGUUGGAACUGAAAACAAUUGAGUGUGUACACCCUCGUUACUGCUGCAGUCAUACUGUUAGCAAUAUGGAUGACUGUUAUAAGAGUUUGACCAAUGUUCAUGACAACUGUAUGCAAAAAUGACAAAGCAUGUAGGUUUUGUUGGCAUGUUGCCAAGUUAAUGGUGUGAUAUAAUACACAUUAGGCCACCUGAUUUAACACAAAAAACCCUUUGUAUCAAAACACAACUAAGGUCGGUCUCUUAUUGCCCAUUUUGGCCCCAGUUUCCAUCCUAAUUACAAAAUUGUAGCAAUCAGGCCUGAUUAUUAGUUUUUUAAUCGAAGGCAGAUUAUUGCUGAAUACAUGAUUCCCAUUUCCUCACACUUUUCCUAAAAAGGUAAAAUGUCUCUUAGCAUCUCCGUGAUAUGUUUUCAUGAAUUUCAUAUUGUGAAGGAAGAU
This is a messenger RNA of Thalassophryne amazonica, 1359 nucleotides long. It is a transcript of the gene rerglb, whose product is annotated as RERG/RAS-like b. Bases 226 to 843 code for a protein of 205 amino acids. The transcript is spliced from 5 exons. NCBI's taxonomy places the organism in Eukaryota, Metazoa, Chordata, Actinopteri, Batrachoidiformes, Batrachoididae. Gene Ontology annotation, molecular function: GTP binding; GTPase activity. The record is from RefSeq and is a predicted model, not a curated record.